Melospiza melodia melodia is the source of this 4056-nucleotide messenger RNA. RefSeq names its product maltase-glucoamylase-like. The transcript is spliced from 26 exons. NCBI's taxonomy places the organism in Eukaryota, Metazoa, Chordata, Aves, Passeriformes, Passerellidae. Gene Ontology annotation, molecular function: alpha-1,4-glucosidase activity; carbohydrate binding. The record is from RefSeq and is a predicted model, not a curated record. Gene Ontology annotation, biological process: carbohydrate metabolic process. Bases 1 to 4056 code for a protein of 1351 amino acids.
AUGGUCGGGAUCCCCUACUCGGGUUCAUCGAUCUGCGGGGGUCUGGGGCGGUGCCCGGAGGAGCUUUGCCGCCGCUGGCACCAGCUCGGGGCCUUUUUCCCCCUGGCGCGGAACCACAACGAGGAGCCCGGAACGGCGCAGGACCCGGCGGCGUUCGGUGCCCGCUCGGCGCUGCUGAACUCGACGCGGGCACAGCUGGGCACGCGCUACCGCCUGCUGCCGCACCUCUACACGCUGCUGUACCGGGCACACAGCGACGGGCACAGCGUGGCACGGGCACUGCCCGUCGAGUUCUACGCCGAGGAGGCGGCGUGGGACGUGGAGGCGCAGUUCCUGUGGGGGGCGGCGCUGCUGAUCACGCCCGUGCUGGAACCCGGCGUGGACGUGAUCCGGGCCUACAUCCCCGACGCCGUCUGGUACGAGUUCCACUCGGGUUCCCGUCUGUGGCUCCGGGCUCAGUGGACGCUGCUGCCCCUGCCCGGGCAGCGCCUGGGGCUGCACCUGCGCGGAGGGAACGUCCUGCCCGAGCAGGAGCCCGGCCCCACCACGGCCACCAGCCGCAGGAACCCGCUGGGGCUGAUCGUGGCGCUGGACGAGAACCAGGAGGCCUCGGGGGAGCUCUUCUGGGACGACGGGGAAUCCGCGGACACCGUUGAGAGCAAAUCCUACAUUUUCUACGAAUUCCGAUUUUCCAACAACGUUCUGGAACUUUCCGUCACUCACAACAAUUACUCCGACCCCCACGGGUUGGAGUUCCAGCGGCUGCGGGUGCUGGGGCUGCCGCGAGCACCAAUCAGCUUCGACGUUACUACCGAGGGCGCCGAGGUCUCGUCCAAUCACAGCCUGAGCUACGACGCCGGCACCGAGGUGGCCGAGGUCUGGGGGCUGCGGCUGCGGCUGGGCCGGUCCCACGCCCUGCGCUGGACGCUGGGCACGCGCGAGAGCGACAGAUUCGACUGCCACCCCUGGGACGGGGCCAGCCCCGAGAGCUGCGCCCGUCUCGGCUGCAUCUGGAACGAAACCACGUCGGCGGAGCGCGUCCCCUUCUGUCACCACGCCGGCCUCGAGAGCGGCUACGGCGCCUCCAACAUCCGCUACGGCGACAGCGGCGUCACCGCUGACGUCAUCCUGGGACGCCCCGCCCACCGCGGGACAGGCCACGCCCACCAGGGUCACAGCCCCGCCCACCAGAGCCAGAGCUCCGCCCACAGCAGCACAAGGGACACCGAUGAAAGCACAGGACCCAUGGACCAGGAUGACACAGGCUCCGCCCACCGCGGGACAGGCCACGCCCACCAGAGACAAAGCUCCGCCCACAGCAGCGCAAGCGACACCGAUGAAAGCACAGGACCCAUUGACAACACAGGCCACGCCCACCAGAGCCAAAGCUCCGCCCACAGCAGCGCAAGCGACACCUAUGAAAGCACAGGACCCAUGGUACAUGAUGACACAGGCUCCGCCUACCAGAGCCAAAGCUCCGCCCACCGCAGCACAAUAGACACCAAUGGUAGCACAGGCUCCGCCCACCGCAGCGCAAUUGACUCCAAUGGCAGCACAGGCUCCGCCCAUCAGAGCCAAAGCUCCGCCCACCGCAGCACAAUUGACUCCAAUGGCAGCACAGGCUCCGCCCACCAGGGACAAAGCCCCACCCACCAGAGCCAAAGCUCCGCCCACCACAGCGCAAUUGACACCAAUGGCAGCACAGGCUCCGCCCACCGCAGCGCAAUUGACUCCAAUGGCAGCACAGGCUCCGCCCACCAGAGCCAAAGCUCCGCCCACCAAAGCCAAAGCUCCGCCCACCAAAGCCAAAGCUCCGCCCACCGCAGCACAAUUGACACCAAUGGCAGCACAGGCUCCGCCCACCAGAGCCAAAGCUCUGCCCACCAGAGCCAAAGCUCCGCCCAUCAGAGCCAAAGCUCCGCCCACAGCAGCACAAUUGACUCCAAUGGCAGCACAGGCUCCGCCCACCAGAGCCAAAGCUCCGCCCACCAAAGCCAAAGCUCCGCCCACCAAAGCCAAAGCUCCGCCCACCGCAGCACAAUUGACACCAAUGGCAGCACAGGCUCCGCCCACCAGAGCCAAAGCUCUGCCCACCAGAGCCAAAGCUCCGCCCAUCAGAGCCAAAGCUCCGCCCACAGCAGCACAAUUGACACCAAUGGCAGCACAGGCUCCGCCCACCUAAGCCAAAGCUCCGCCCACCGCAGCACAAUUGACACCAAUGGCAGCACAGGCCCCGCCCACCAGAGCCAAAGCUCCGCCCAUCAGAGCCGAAGCUCCGCCCACCGCAGCACAAUUGACUCCAAUGGCAGCACAGGCUCCGCCCACCAGAGCCAAAGCUCCGCCCACCCCCGGGGCAUGCAGCCAAUCGAGCGGCUGCGGCUGGAGGUCACCUACCACACCGAUCACCUGCUGCAGUUCAAGAUUUUUGACCCCUCCGUUGGCCGUUUCGAGGUGCCGGUGCCGCUGUUCCUGCCGGCCACGCCCACGGCCACGCCCCGCAGCCGCCUCUACGACGUCGAGGUCUCUGAUUGGCCCUUCGGGAUCCGCGUGCGGCGCCGCAGCUCCGGCGCCGUCAUCUGGGACUCGCAGCUGCCGACGUUCGCCUUCUCGGAUCAGUUCCUGCAGAUCUCCACGCGCCUCCCGGCCCCGUUCGUUUACGGCUUCGGCGAGAGCGAGCGCGGAACGUUCCGGCACGACCUCGGCUGGCACAGCUGGGGGAUGUUCGCCCGCGACCAGCCGCCCGGCCACAAGCUGAACUCGUACGGCGUGCAGCCCUUCCACCUGGGGCUGGAGGAGGACGGCCGCGCGCACGGCGUGCUGCUGCUCAACAGCAACGCCAUGGACGUGACGCUGCAGCCGACGCCGGCGCUCACCUAUCGCAGCACCGGCGGCGUCCUCGACUUCUACCUCCUGAUGGGACCCGGCCCCGAGGACGUCGUGCGCGAGUACACCGCGCUGAUUGGCCGCCCGGUUCUGCCGCCCUAUUGGGCGCUGGGGUUCCAACUUUGCCGUUACGGCUACAAAAACGACGCCGAAAUCGCGCAACUGGUGCGGGAGAUGAGCCAGGAACGGAUCCCCCUGGACGUGCAGUACGCCGACAUCGAUUACAUGGAGCGCCAGCUCGACUUCACCCUCAGCCCGCGCUUCCGGAACCUUCCGCAGCUCGUGCGCGACAUCCGGGCCCAGGGAAUGCGCUUCGUGCUCAUCCUGGACCCGGCGAUCUCGGCCAACGAGACGAAUUACCCGGCCUUCGAGCGGGGGCUGCAGCGCGACGUCUUCAUCAAGUGGCCCAACAGCGACGACAUCGUCUUCGCCAAGGUGUGGCCGGACCUGCCCAACGUUGUUGUCAAUGAUUCCCUGGACUGGGACACCCAAGUGGAGCUGUACCGCGCCUUCGCGGCCGUGCCGGAUUUUUUCCGGAACUCCACGCGGGAUUGGUGGGCGCAGGAAAUCGCCGAAGUUUUCCACAACCCCCGCAAUUCCUCGCUCAGCAUCAAAUUCGACGGCAUCUGGAUCGACAUGAACGAGCCGUCGAGUUUCGUGCACGGCGCCGUCGGCGGCUGCCGCGACCGCGACCUCAACUUCCCGCCCUACGUCCCCCAGCUGGCGUCGCGCUGGGAGGGGCUGAGCUCCAAGACGCUCUGCAUGGAGGGCGAGCAGCGGCUGCCGGACGGGACCCCCGUCAGACACUACGACGUGCACAGCCUGUACGGGUGGGCGCAGACCGAGCCCACGCUCAGGGCGGUGCAGAAUCUGACGGGCGAGCGCGGGCUGGUGGUGACGCGCUCGACGUUCCCGGGCAGCGGCCGCUGGGCCGGGCACUGGCUGGGCGACAACACGGCGGCCUGGGACCAGAUGGGCAAAUCCAUCGUGGGAAUGUUGGACUUCAGCCUCUUCGGGGUCUCCACCGGGUGUUGUUGGCCGGGAGCUGCUGGGGGACGACGAGACCCCCCCGGAUGUGGAGCGGGUGUUGUUGGCCGGGAGCUGCUGGGGGACGACGAGACCCCCCCGGAUGUGGAGGUUGAUGUCAUUGGAGGAUUAUUGGGCCAUUAUUAG